Messenger RNA from Drepanopeziza brunnea f. sp. 'multigermtubi' MB_m1, 1983 nucleotides. RefSeq lists its product as uncharacterized. The record is from RefSeq and is a predicted model, not a curated record. Gene Ontology annotation, biological process: photoreactive repair. NCBI's taxonomy places the organism in Eukaryota, Fungi, Ascomycota, Leotiomycetes, Helotiales, Drepanopezizaceae. Gene Ontology annotation, molecular function: FAD binding; damaged DNA binding; deoxyribodipyrimidine photo-lyase activity.
AUGGUCGACUCAAAAGUCUUGAUCUAUCUCAUGCGGAGAGACCUCCGCAUCUCCGACAAUCCCAUCCUCCACUCCCUGGCGACCACUACCAAGCAGCACGGCUUCACGCAUCUGUUGCCCCUCUACGUCUUCAGUGCCCAGCAGCUUGAGGUCAAGGGGUUCAUCGCCGACAGCGACAUCAAGAGUCCGUACCCCGAGGCGCGGAGUCCCGUCGGGGGCUUCUGGCGGACAGGACCGCACCGGGUCACGUUCUUGGCAGAAUGCAUCUGGGAUGUCAAGGAGGGAUUGGAGAAGCUGGGGAGUGGAUUGUGUAUCCGAGUCGGGACGGUCGGUGCUGUGGUCGACGAUCUGCUGAGCAAGUUCGAGAGUAAAGGGGAGGUCAAAGUUGGCGCUGUAUGGAUGGUCGGCGAGGAGGGAGUUGAAGAGGCCCAUGAAGAGUCGCAGGUGAAGAAGGCUUGUCGAGAAGCCGGAGUCCAGUUCCAGCUGUGGACCGACGAGAAAUAUCUCAUUGAUGAUCGCGAUCUCCCUCUCCCCAACAUUGAUGAGUUAUCAGAUAUCUUCACCAGCUAUCGGAAGACCGUCGAGCCUCUCCGCGACCACCCUCGAGACGCCCUACCCGUACCAACCAAGGGCGCCCUUCCACCCUUCCCAGCAGAGUCGAUCCCCGACCAGCGCGAGCCCUUUACUAUCCCCGGUAGCCUCGACGACCUCCAGAAGGCUCUGCUGAAGCCCCUCAAUGCGGAGGAUCUCGUCCGUAACCCUCCACCCUACCCGGCCGGAACGACCUCCGCCCACCCGUUUCUGGGCGGGGAGUCGCAGGCUCAAGACCGACUGGAAUACCUCAUUACCAAGGGCAACGUCGUCAACUACCAUAGCACUCGUAACGGUCUCCUGGGCCACGAUUUCUCCACCAAGCUGUCCGCCUACCUCAGUCUCGGCUGCAUCACCUCCCGCCAGAUUCACGCGUCGCUCCUCGCGUUCGAAAACGGCACCAAUGCCGCUUACGCAUCCGUCCCAGAGUACGGCAAGGGUCAGAACGACGGCACCAAGAGCAUCCGCUUCGAGCUGCUCUGGCGCGACUACAUGCGUCUCUGCACCCGCAAAUUUGGCCCCAAGCUCUUCCGCCUCAGCGGUUUCAAGGCCGAAGGCGAGGAGCGCUGGUCGUCGCCAUCUCGCCCCGGCCCAGGACUCACACCCGCCCACGUUCGCGAGCAGAUCGACCGUUUCCUCAAUGGCACUACGGGCAUGGGUCUCAUCGACGCGAGUCUGCGGGAGAUGUACCACACUGGCUACACAUCCAAUCGCGCCCGCCAGAACGUGGCGUCUUUCCUCGCCAAGCACCUGAAGAUUGAUUGGCGCAUUGGCGCGGAGUGGUACGAGUGUAUGCUUGUUGACUACGAUUUAUCAUCCAACUGGGGGAACUGGCAGUACCUGGCGGGCGUCGGCAACGAUCCCCGCGGUGAAGCGCGCAUCUUCAACCCGGUCAAGCAGGCCUUCGACUACGAUCCUCACGGCGACUAUGUCAAGGCCUGGAUCCCCGAGCUGCGAGGCCUCACAGACUCGAGCGAGGUCUUCCAGGCAUGGACCAUCAAGGAGGAGCGCCGAGAGGGUCUUGGGCUCAGCGGCCUGGAGUGGGUUGAAAAGCCUCUCCUGAAGAUCAAUUUCACCGUCAACCGCCGCGGGCGCCAUCCCGGUGGUCGAUCCCGCGGAGAUCGGGGAGGGGGAAGAGGGGGCAGUAGCGGGCACGGUGGGGAUGCAGGAAGCGGACCAGGUCGGUAUACGAGCCCCGAGAGCCGAAAAUACUACUCCUCGCGUGGCGGCGGAGGCUACGGUGGCCGCGGGUACGGAUCCUCGCGAGGCCAUAUCCGUGGGUAUGGACGAGGUGGUGCGGGUGGUGGGGGCGGCCGAGAGGCGCGCGUGGGUAUGAUGGACCGCGAGCGUGAAGCUUACGCCGACUACACCGGCGGGCAAGACGCGAACUGA